Messenger RNA from Neurospora tetrasperma FGSC 2508, 1803 nucleotides. RefSeq lists its product as uncharacterized. Gene Ontology annotation, biological process: carbohydrate metabolic process. NCBI's taxonomy places the organism in Eukaryota, Fungi, Ascomycota, Sordariomycetes, Sordariales, Sordariaceae. The coding region runs from base 169 to 1572 and encodes 467 amino acids. Gene Ontology annotation, molecular function: hydrolase activity, hydrolyzing O-glycosyl compounds. The transcript is spliced from 2 exons. The record is from RefSeq and is a predicted model, not a curated record.
CGAAAGUCUAGCUUCUUGUUACAAGACCUCCCUGGUCUCUGCGGUCUUGUUCUCAACCUCCGAGAGACAUAGACUGUCUAGACAUAUCCUGCCAUCUCUUCUUGGGCUAUAUUGUUGCUUUCCUUCUUGAAAAGACACUAGCAUCAGUCCAUAGACCACAGACACACCAUGGACAACGACCACCGCGAACAUCUCGACCCUCGGGCAAGCGGCCGUCACAACUUUGACUCGGGCGUCGAGUCCCGAGCCUCGCAACGCUCCAACGAGGGCUCCAACGAGAACCCCUUUGCCAGUCCCAUUCCCACCCGUCCACCAUCAAGCUUCGACACAUCCUCCAACUCUGGUGGUAUAGGAGCUCACCACGAAGCUUUGCCCGGUGGCCAACGAUACUUCCACUCUCGUCGAGUACGCAAGGGCGAGGUAGAAAAGCCAUGGGCAGAGAAGAAAGACCCCAAGGAGAAGUGGGUGACGAUUAUUCCUCUGGUCGGCAUCUUCAUCGGGCUGGCCAUCUCUGGGUUCCUGAUAUGGGAUGGGAUCAGGUCCGUGGUGAAGCACAAGUACUGUUUGGUGCUGGAUGAGGAUUGGAGUCAAGGAAUUAGGGACAGUGUGUGGCAGCACGAGGUACAAUUGGGUGGCUUUGGCAAUGGCGAAUUCCAGCAAACCACCAAAGACAACGCCUACAUCGAAGACGGAAAGCUUGUCAUCAAAGCCACCCUCCAAGACGACAAGCUCCUCCUCUCCGACUCCAAAGUCGACCUCCUCGCCUCGGGCGACUGCACCUCCACCGUUUACCGAGACUGUGUAGCAGCCACCAACACCACUGUCGGCAACAGUUCCAUCGUGCCUCCCGUCCUCUCGGCCCGUCUCAACACCCGUCUCGGCGCCUCCAUCAAAUACGGCCGUGUUGAAGUCACCGCCCGCCUGCCCGAAGGAGACUGGCUAUGGCCCGCUAUCUGGAUGAUGCCCGUUAACAGCACCUACGGCCAGUGGCCUCAAUCCGGUGAGAUUGAUCUGGCCGAGUCCCGCGGCAACAACUACACGUACCCACAAGGCGGCAACGACAUCAUCUCUUCCACGCUGCACUGGGGUCCUUCUUCCCUUUCAGACGCCUUCUGGCGCACCAACGUCAAGCGCCAGGCCCUGCACACCACGUUCGCAAACAAGUUCCACACUUUCGGUCUCGAAUGGUCCGAGAAGUACCUAUUCACCUACGUCGACUCGCGCCUGCUGCAAGUCCUCUACGUGAACUUCAACAAACCCCUCUGGCAACGGGGUAACUUCCCGCAGGUAGACGAGAACGGCACUCGCACCACUGACCCCUGGGGAUACACGGGUCGCCUGAACACGCCGUUUGAUCAAAAGUUCUAUUUGAUCUUGAAUGUCGCGGUAGGAGGAACGAACGGGUGGUUCCAGGACCAGUCGAAUGGCAAGCCGUGGGUGGAUUCGAGUCCGAAUGCCAAAAAGGACUUUUGGCUGGCUAAGGAUCAGUGGUUCCCCACGUGGAAGAGCCCGCAGAUGGAGGUGGAGAAGGUGGUUAUGUGGCAGCAGUGUGAUGGGCAUGAGGAGCUGUAGGCCUUGUUUCUUUUCUUUGCCUUUUUGUUUUUGGGUCAGGGUGUCAGGGACAUGGGAUCGGAUGGGAGUAUGAUUAUAAGCAUGGAGAGAUUGGAUAAUACAAUGAUGACAGCUAGAGGUACUUAGACUAGUGUUGGACCUAAUUGUUAUCUCGGUUAAUCUUGGUUAUGUGUGUCUGUCUCUUACAUGAUGGUCAUAACAAUAUAUACUAGAGCUAACGUUCGUUACAUG